AUGGGCAAGCUGAUUCGUCUCGAGCUAUUCAACUUCAAGUCAUACAAAGGACAUCAUGUUCUUCUCUUUGGAGAUUCGUAUUUUACUUCCAUCAUUGGACCCAAUGGAUCCGGCAAAUCCAAUUCCAUGGACGCCAUUUCUUUUGUUUUAGGCAUCAAAUCCUCACACCUGCGUUCUGCUCAUCUGAAGGACCUUGUCUACCGUGGACGAGUCCUAAAAACGGCCAAGAUCAACGACGAUGGUUCAGCACAAACUAACGGUGAUGCAAACGGUGACGCCGACGGCAACGACAAGGCUUCUCGCGGUGACCCAAAAACAGCUUGGGUUAUGGCUGUGUACGAGGAUGACGCCGGAGAGGAGCAGAAGUGGAAGCGUUCCAUUACAAACCAAGGCGCCAGCGAGUACCGAAUCAACGACCGUGUUGUCACCGCCCAGCAAUAUAAUGAAUCUCUCGAAACCGAAAACAUUCUUAUCAAGGCUCGAAACUUUCUCGUAUUCCAGGGAGAUGUCGAGGCCAUUGCUUCGCAGUCUCCUCAAGAUCUCACGCGCCUGAUUGAGCAGAUCUCUGGAUCCCUGGAGUACAAAGCGGAAUACGAGAAGACACAAGCCCAAGCCGAACAAGCUGCCGAGAACCAGAACUUUCAGCUCCAUCGACGACGUGGCAUUAACUCGGAAAUUAAGCAAUAUCGCGAGCAGAAAAAGGAAGCCGACAAUUUUCAGAACAAGACCGAUGAGCGUGAUGCAGCCAUAGUUACACACAGUCUGUGGAAGCUAUACCAUUUUCAAAAGGCUAUGGAUGACUCUUAUGCCGCAAUUCAGGACCACCAGGAAGAUCUCAAGGAGCUACGUCGCAACGUGGAAUCGUUCGAGAAGAGGCUUGAUGCUGCUAGAAAGGAGCAGGCUGCCGCCGGUCGCCAAGUGGCCCGUAUCGACAAAGAGAUCAAGACCAAGGCAAGAGAUAUCGAGGAUAAGGAGAACAGUCUCGUCCCCGUUGAGGAAAAGAUAAACGAAUCUUCCCAGGAUGUCCAAAAGCUUCAGGCUCAAAUUGCUAAAAUCACUAAAGAUCGUGAUGAUCAGGCCGAGGUUGUUCUCCAGGUUCAAAAGGACAUUGAAAGUGUGGAGAAGGCUCGUGAAGUCUUUGAGAAUGCCUACAAAGAACAGAUAAAAAAGCAAGGCCGUGAGGUCAGCGACGAGGAUCGCCGGGAGUUUAACCGACUUCGUGCUCAAGUUAUGUCCCGAACAGGUUCCAAUCAAGCUAAGCUUGAGAAUCUUGACCGGCAGCGCAAGGCAGACGAGGUCACGGUCAACAACCUGAAAGGAAAAGUCGACAGCAUUGCAGCAGGCAUUGAGAAGAUUGAAGCGGAACUCACAAGCAUUGAGGAGCGCAGGUCUGCAGCGCAGACUACCUCCAAAGAUCUUGCGCAAGAGAUUGAUGCCAAGAAGAAGGAAUUCAACCAGCUGCAAUCCGAACGCGUCAGAACCAACCAGAAGCGAACUGAGCUCGAGGAGAAGCUCGAAGAUGUGGCCAGAAAACUUAGGGAGGCCGACGAUGGUCGUCGCCAGAACGACAGGGAGGCCAGGAUGAAAGAGAUGGUAACUGCUUUGAAACGCAUGUUCCCAGGGGUCCGCGGCCGCAUCGGUGACCUCUGCAAACCGAAACAGAAAAAGUUUGAUGAGGCUGUUAUUGUCGCACUUGGACGAGACUUUGACUCUGUCGUUGUUGAUUCCGAGAAGAUCGGUGUCGAAUGCGUUCAGUAUCUCAAAGAGCAAAGAUUCCCGCCUAUGACCUUCAUCCCUCUGGACAACAUCAAGGUCAACGCUGUCAACACCGCUGUCAAAGGGUUUUCUGGUGCUAGACUGACAAUUGACACCAUCGACUUCGACUCCGCUGUUGAGCGUGCUAUGUCCUAUGCAUGCGGAAGCUCCGUUGUAUGCGAUAGCCUUGAUAUCGCCAAACACAUCUGCUACGAAAAGCGAAUCCCCGUCAAAGCUGUGACACUGGAAGGCUACAUUAUCCACAAAGCAGGUUUGAUGACUGGUGGUCGUGGACCUGAAUCUAAGAGCAAGAGACGCUUUGAGGAGGCCGAUGUUCAGAAUCUUCAACGAAUGGCCACCAAGCUAAAGGAUGAGAUCGAUCGACUUCCCAAGGCUGAUCGCCGUGGUACACAGGAAGAAUCACUUCAAAUCGAGCUGUCCGGACUCGAGAGGCGAUUAGCAGCCGUCAAGGAUGAACUGGCCGCGUUCAACAAGAACCAUGCUAGCAAGAAGCGCGAGCUGGAGAAUCAGAGGAGGCAGCUUAGAGAGCUCGAGCCCAAGUACCAAGAGCAGGCCUCGCAACUCGAGAGUACCACUAGCACAUGUGAAGAGUUUCGGGAUGCUAUCGCACGAGUUGAAGAUGAAGUAUUUGCAGAUUUCUGCAGACGACUGGGCUAUAGUGAUAUUCGUGCCUACAGAGACUCUCAAGGCAAGCUAGAGCAAGAGAUUUCUGAGAAGCGCAACGAGUUUGAGGUUCAGAAGCAAAGACUGUCCGCCCGACUUGAGUGGGAGCAGAAGCGUAAUGACGACACUACAUCGCGAAUUGAUAGAAUCAAGAGCCGCGUUCAGCGUCUCAGGAAGGACAUCAAUACUUACACCAAAGAAAAGGAUGAAAUAGAGAACACCAUGCGCGAAGAGCAGGAAGAGUUGGAGGCUCUCCACGAGACGCUGGAUGAGAACAAGACAGAGCUUGCCGAGAAGAACCAGAAGGUUUCCGAGGCCAAGGCUGAGGUCCAGAAACGUUCUAAAGAUAUCGACACACAUCUAAAAGACAUCAACGCUCUUGAGACAAUAGUCCAAAAGAACAGUUCUAGCAAAUCGGCAUUGCUUCGACGAUGCCGAUUGGAGCAAAUCCGCAUACCGCUUGUCGAGGGCACAUUGGACAACUUGCCCAAUGAAGAUGGGCUGCUUCACCAGGACCCAGAUGCGAUGGACCUUGAUGAAGAUGACGAGGAGAUGAUGGACCUGGCACUCGACAACCAUGGAAUUGCCAUCGACUUUGAUGGACUUGACGAUGAUCUCAAAGGCUCGGACGACCCAAGUGUAGAAGAGAGUCUGUCGGAGAAGAUUACAAACUUAACUUCCGAAUUGGAGAAGCUAAACCCCAACAUGCGAGCUAUGGAGAGGUUGGAGAGUGUCGAAUCUCGACUUAGAGUCACCGAUCAAGAGUUCGAAGAUUCAAAGACUGCAGCACUUGCGGCCAAAGAUGCUUUUAACGAGGUCAAGCAAAAGAGAUAUGACCUCUUCAACAAAGCUUUCAGUCAUAUCCAGGAGCAAAUAUCGCACGUUUACAAGGACCUCACCCGAUCAGAAGCAUAUCCUCUUGGUGGCCAGGCCUACCUGGACAUUGAAGAGGACACAGAUAUGCCUUACUUGUCUGGCAUCAAAUACCAUGCGAUGCCUCCUCUGAAACGUUUCAGAGAUAUGGAACAUUUAUCAGGAGGUGAAAAGACCAUGGCGGCACUGGCACUUUUAUUUGCUAUCCACAGCUACCAACCUAGUCCCUUCUUUGUCCUCGACGAAGUUGAUGCCGCCUUGGACAACGCUAAUGUGGACAAAAUCAAGAAGUACAUCAAGGACCACCGUGGUCCGGGUAUGCAAUUCAUUGUUAUCAGUCUUAAGGCGGGUCUCUUCCAAGACAGUGACAGCCUGGUGGGUGUUUACCGAGAUCAAGAGGUGAAUAGUUCAAGAACUUUGACUCUAGAUUUGCGACAAUAUGUGUAA
This is a messenger RNA of Fusarium sp. VM40, 3759 nucleotides long. The record is from the annotation of a GenBank genome assembly. Lineage: Eukaryota; Fungi; Ascomycota; Sordariomycetes; Hypocreales; Nectriaceae.